AUGCCGUUCACAUCCCGUGAUAAUUCGAAAUUAUCAGAUAGGCUUUGGGGUAAAUCGGGUGAAGAAAUUUUAAAUGAAUUGGCAAGUGAUUUAGAUCCCGAUAGAAGAAUGUUUUUUGAUACACCGUCAUGGAGGCAAAGACAAAAUAAUCCAACUGGCUUUCGAAGGCACAGUUUUAUGUACACACAUAAAAUUGCGGACGGACACAUGCAUACACAUUUUAAGGGCCUGUUUUCAAUGGAUUACCUUUUAAAAUAA
Molecule: messenger RNA, 258 nt
Organism: Pediculus humanus corporis (human body louse)
Lineage: Eukaryota; Metazoa; Arthropoda; Insecta; Psocodea; Pediculidae
Exons: 3
Coding region: 1-258 (85 amino acids)
Source: RefSeq, a predicted model, not a curated record